Molecule: messenger RNA, 3525 nt
Organism: Aureococcus anophagefferens
Lineage: Eukaryota; Pelagophyceae; Pelagomonadales; Pelagomonadaceae
Exons: 2
Coding region: 1-3525 (1174 amino acids)
Source: RefSeq, a predicted model, not a curated record
AUGUGGUGCAUGUCGGCGCUCGCGAUCCUCAUGCAGCGCUACACGUCCACGGGCGAGCUCAUCGCCAUCGACGACCUCAUCAUCGACGAGGACCGCGACGUGAACGCGCGGUACCGCGCGAUCCGCUACGCGACCGCGGCCGUGCUCUACCUCGACGUGCACUCGACGGCGAUGCUCGCGUCGAAGAACGAGUACAGCGACCAGAACGUCAUCAAGCACAGGCUCUGGCGCGUCGCCGACUUCGUCCUGCAAGCCUGCGUCCACGUCGUGUUCCGGACGGUCGUGAUCGACUGGGCCAUCGAGGAGCUCCUCGCCUACCACCGCUCCUGGAACACGGACCGCCUCUCCUUCUGGCAGGACCUGUCCAUCGUGCCGCCGCGCAGCUCGCACAAGGGCGCCCGGGCCUACGGGGACCGCGAGGCGGACGUCGAGAAGUAUUCCGGCCGCGCUUGCGCCGCGCAGGAGCUGCAGCGCACGUCCGUCUUCGCGAUCCUCAACGCGCCGCUGCAGCCCGGCGAGGUCCGGCACCGCAUCGCCGUGCGCGGCGACGGCAACCGCGUCGUCGCCCACCUCGAGCUCUCCGGCGCCGAGGAGGUCGCCGACGCGGCCUACGCCUUCGGCGUCGCGAACGGCGUCGACCGCGGGUCGACGCGGCGCCUCGCGGCGGCGGUCUGCGGCGGCCAGGGCCUCACCGCGGGCGAGCCGGCGCCGCCGUGCGGCCGCGAGGCCGCGCUGCUCUACGAGAACGCGGUCGCGGACCCGCGCGACGAGACGGGGGCGGACGCGCUCGACGGCCUCCUGCGCAUCUGGGAGGGCCAGGACGCGCUCGACGCCGUCCACGGCUUCCUGCUCUUCGAGCUGGACCUCUGGUUCGGCGACUGGUUCCCGCCCGCGCUCGUCGAGGCGCUCUGCGGCGCGCUGGCGCACCCGCUCUGGCCCUGCGGCGAGGCACCCGUGGCGCGCACGGUGCCCAUCAACAUGGGCGCGGAGACCGGCAAGGUCGGCGACCUCGUCCUCCGGGAAGACGAGGAGGCCGCGGACGCGAUCGCGCUGUUCGCAAAGGACCGCGAGGAGAUCACGGCCCACGCGAAGAAGCAGCUCUACGCGUCGGUCUGCGGCGGCAACGAGAAGCGGAAAUACCGGUGCACGCGGGAGCGGGCCCUCCUCUUCCGCGGCGGGCCCGCGCGGAACGGGAACGGAACGAUGAUUCUCGCGAGCGACGGGUCGCCCGCGUUCGUCGAGGUCUGGGACGGCGACGAGCCCGCGGACGCGGCCUUCGCCUGGUCGCGGGUCCACGCCGCCGUCGACGUCGACGACGCGCGGCAUCUGGUCCAGGAUCUGUGCGGGGCCUACCCGGUCAAGGUCCUCGCGCGGUCGCCGGACCCGCCGCUCGCGUGCGGGCGCUUGAAGUGGGUCGUCGACGUCAUGCCCAUCCGGGGGCCCUUCGGCCCCGGCGGGAGGCAGGCCCUCGUGGGCAACCUGGAGAUCACCGACGGCGCGGAGGCCCACGACCUCGCGUGGCACUUCUCCAAGGACAAGGGCUGCGAGGGCUGCCCCUUCUACAAACAGCUCGCGGCGAACCUCUGCGAGAACCCGCUCGUGUCCUGCACGCGAAACAAGGCCGUCGUCUGGACGGCGCUCGUCGACGUGGCGACGCUCGAGACGUUGGGCUGGCCGCCGCCCUACGGGAACGUGCACCUCGAGGUCUACGAGGGCGGCGCGGUCGUCGACGCGGUCCGCGAGCUCUGGUUCUCGCGCAACGAGUCCGAGGGCCUCUUCGGGCCCGACGCGCGGCUGCUGCGGCGGUCGCUGACGGCCCUCGCGUGCUCGCCGGACUACGGCCUCGCGCCCGAGACCCUGUGCGCGCGCGCGGAGGAGAUCCUCGCGUCCGCGGACGUCGAGCGGCCCGGCGCGGCCAAGACCAUGGUCUUCAACUACACGACGCCGCGGGCCUUCGACGACCGGCCCUGCGGCGACGCCGUGGACCGGCGCCGCGCCUACGACGAGCAGGUCGUCGUCCGCGACGUCGCGUGCGCGCCAAAGGAGGAGAAGCGCGGCCACGGCUUCAAGUCGAAGCGGCGGCGGCCGCCGGGGUCCAAGCGGCGCGACGACGACGACGACGACGACGGCGACGACGCGCUCACGCGCAUGAAGAAGCGGCGCGACCGCGACCGCAAGGAGCGCGGCCUCCCCCCCAUCGACGACGCGACCUCGAGGACCGCGGCGCCCCCGGACGACGACGGCGACGGCGGCGACGACGCGAACGCGACGAACGCGACGGCGCCGGCGCCGGCGCCCAACGCGACGACGCCCUGGUGCGCGUCGGCGACGCAGCGCCUCGUCGACCUGAACGUCACGGCCAUCGACGCGGCCGUCGCCGACGCGUGCGCCGCGACGAUCUUCGACUUUGGCAUCGAGGGCUGGGGCGGCCCGGGCUUCAUGCAGGCGCUGGGCGCCCGCAACGACUCGGAGGCGGACCGGCGCGGCGUCCAGCAGGGCAUGAAGCUGCGGAAGGUCGACGGCGUCGCCGUCCGCGACCAGGACACGGUCCGCGCCGCGCUCCGGGCCAAGGCCGUCGCCGCGCGCGCCAACGGCACCAGGGUCGCGGCGGAGCUCGAGUUCCUCGUCGUCAACGACCAGGACCGCUUCCUCCAGAAGGGCGGGCCCGACGACAAGGGCGGGCCCGUAAUCGUCUACGAGGGCAUGACGGCGUCGGACGCGGUCUACGCCGCGUGCCUCCCCAACGAGCUCAUCCAGCCCAACUACACGAAGCUCGGCGUCCAGAGGCGCUUCCUCGCCGAGCUCUGCCGACCGCAGCACCGCGUGCCGCUCCGCGGGCCGCCCGCGCCGGGCUGCGAGGAUCUCAACGCGACGACGGGCGCCCCGAUCUACGCGCCCCGCUUCCUCCUCUUCGAGAUGCCCCUCCAGUUCGGCGGCAUGACGCACACGUUCCGCUACUACCCCGACGACUGGCCGCCGUGCCCGGGCGAGUACAACCCGACGGCGUGGAGCGUCCCGGACACGACGCUCCACUGGCCCUUCGGCGCAGACGAGGCCACGCUCGAGGCGCUGUCCCUGGCCCUGGGCGGCGAGGACCCGCUGCCGAAACUGACGAACGCGUCCUGCGCGCCGGCCAUCGAGCGCUUCGCGGCGUCCGUCUGCGACGCGCUCGGGCCGCCGCGGCCGCCGGGCUGCGACGUCGACCUCCUCAACAUCGCGAAGCAGUACCUCCAGCAGGCCAUGGAGCACCGCUGGUUCGAGAAGGCGACGCCGGAUGGCGUCGACCUGUACCUGGCCCUGGGCGCGCCCCGCGACUCGGACAACGACACGAUCGUCGACUCGUACCGCCGCGUCGCCUCCGAGCUCGGCGCGCCGCUCGAGCUCUUCGAGACGCUGCUCAAGGGCGCCCAGCGGCUCCGGGAGCGCGCCGCGGCGCUGCGGGCCGCCGCGCGGGCGCUGCUCGAGAGCGCGAACGCGACGGCGACGGCCUGUGCCGAAUUCAACCACUGGUUUGGGUGGUCCUGA